UACCCCUGUCCCUAAUCUGGUUUUCCAAACCUAGCGUUCCUCCCUGUUUUCCUACCUUGCCACGGCACGCCCAUCAAAGUCGUAGGAACAACCAAUUGGAUCAGGGAGUGCGAGGCCAGGAAGGCCAAUCGCCCAGAGGGGCGGGAGAAGGCGUGGCCACAUCCUGUCUUCCCCCAGCUCCGUGGCUGGUUCCCUACGGGCUAGUGCCUCCGGGCGGGAUCGGAAGACAUGGGCGCUACCUGGGGGAACCCCGGAUGGGUGCGGCUGGCGCUGUGCCUCGCGGGUUUAGUGCUCUCUCUCUACGCGCUGCACGUGAAGGCGGCGCGCGCCCGGGACCGGGAUUAUCGCGCGCUCUGCGACGUGGGCACUGCCAUCAGCUGUUCGCGCGUUUUCUCCUCCAGGUGGGGCCGGGGCUUCGGGCUGGUGGAACAUGUGCUCGGCCAGGACAGCAUCCUCAAUCAAUCCAAUAGCAUAUUCGGUUGCAUCUUCUACACUUUACAGCUGUUGUUAGGUCUGGGUGAUACCCUGAAGUCAAGGCAGUGUUCUAGAGAUGGCCAGUCCCUGAAGCCCUGCCUGAGCCUUGUGUGCCUUGCAGGUUGCCUCCGGGCCCGCUGGGCAUCUAUCCUGCUGGUGCUGAGUUCCCUGGUGUCUCUUGUCGGUUCUGUCUACCUGGCCUGGAUCCUGUUCUUCGUACUCCAUGAUUUCUGCAUCGUUUGCAUCACUACCUAUGCCAUCAAUGUAGGCCUGGUGGUGCUCAGCUUCCGGAAGGUCCGGGAACCGCAGGGCAAGAUCAAGGGGCACUGAGCCCUCACCCAAGCCAGGCUGACCUCACGCUCUGCCUUGGCAUGGGAGCCUUGCCCAGGGGGCCCAUGUCUGGGUCCUUAGAAGAGUCUACAGGCUGACCCCACCAUACUCCCACACAGGACAAUGGACCAAAUGUGCCACAUUCUUUCCUCCACUUCAGUGCCUCUGGCUCUGUCCCCAAGGGCUGGGUUCCAAAGCUCCUGCCAUUGCCCAAGAAGGGAAGGUUCUGAGCAAUAAAAUUUCUUAAAUAAACUGGCUAAGUCUGAGCCAUCUGUCUGUGAGGGACCCUAGUGUUGGGCCUCCCCCAGUCUUGUCUCCUCUGGAUUGGAAGCAAAUGAGUCAGAGGGAGAGUGUAGGGCCUACCUGGAAAGGAUGGUUGGUCCCUUCUCCAGUGUGUGGAGUUGGUAAGACUUGGGGUGCCAUCAGCCCCACCCCCAAAAAACAGGCUGGCAGCUUGUCCUUGCUGCCCAACGGGAGCCAGGGUUUCUCUUCUUGGGGGCCAAGCACACACUUGAAAGGGCAAACUACCCUUCUACUUCUGUGCGUGCUAACUGGGAAGUUCUUCCUAUGGUCCAACCUUCACCCCUCCAGCUGCCUUAUCUACCACCCCAAGCCAGUCUUGGCCACCCUGAGGACCAGGAACACAUUUUGAGUAUUUCUGUCUUAGUUUUCCUAAUAUGUGCUAAGCACCUAUCCACAUGCUAAGCACUGCAUAAGAACAUGACAUAUGAGGGCGCCUGGGUGGCUCAGUGGGUUA
Messenger RNA from Enhydra lutris kenyoni (northern sea otter), 1561 nucleotides. Its product is annotated as vitamin K epoxide reductase complex subunit 1. Gene Ontology annotation, biological process: vitamin K metabolic process; peptidyl-glutamic acid carboxylation. NCBI's taxonomy places the organism in Eukaryota, Metazoa, Chordata, Mammalia, Carnivora, Mustelidae. The record is from RefSeq and is a predicted model, not a curated record. The transcript has 3 exons. Gene Ontology annotation, molecular function: vitamin-K-epoxide reductase (warfarin-sensitive) activity. The coding region runs from base 229 to 804 and encodes 191 amino acids.